AUGGCUCCUCCGGAGAGCUUCGCCAAUUACCCUGAUGUCCUUGAGGGACCGGACACUGGAUACCAUCAGAGGAUAGAUCAUAACCCGGUGCUCCGGGGGCUGCCUCUUGUCCUAGGCGCCGGAAUCGGUAUUGUUUCAAGGUACUUUCUCGCCAACGCUGGCAUGACCAAGAUCAAAGACAUGCCAGUCUUGGACGAUGUUUCACCUACGUUCCAUCCUACCGUUACACCGCUGGGCCAGACUGGGCCCAUGAUUGAGUUCGAGCCGCAGCUGCUCACCUCCCAGCACGCCUCGUCCAAGGCGCGAUACUACUCCGCCGGCGACUACCACGCCCUGUACAAGAGCGGCAACGCCACUCCGCUGCAGGUGGUCGAGAAGCUGCUCGGCCUGACCACCGGCGCGGGCCAGUACAGCGACGCCUGGGCGGACGCUCACGGCGCCGAGAAGCUCGCUCUCGAGGCGGCCAGGGCGUCGACGGAGCGGUGGGCUGCGGGACAGCCGCUGGGCGUCCUGGAUGGCGUGCCGAUUGGAGUCAAGGAUGAUACGGAGGUGAAGGGCUACGUUAGCCACUUUGGCUUGAAGUACAAUGCUUCGCUUCCAUUCUUUGCGCCGCAGAAGGAGACUGUGUGGCCUGUGAAGAAGCUGCAGGAGGCCGGAGCCAUUGUACUGGGCAAGAACAAGAUGCAUGAGUUGGGAUCAGAUACCAGCGGUGUAAAUGUUGCCCAAGGGACGCCCACAAACCACCUCAACAAGGCCUACUAUCCCGGAGGCUCAUCCAACGGAGCUGGAUCCUCCAUCGGGGCCGGCGUCGUGCCCAUCUGCGUGGGCACGGACGCCGGUGGCAGCGUCCGCAUCCCGGCCAACUUCAACGGCAUCUACGGCCUCAAGCCCACCCACCACCGCACCCACGUCAUGCAGCUCACCAUGUGCGUCACCGGCCCUCUGGCCGCAAACGUCGCCGACCUGACCAUCGCCUACCGCCUCAUGUCCCAGCCCGACGCCUCUUGCCCGACACAGGGCCGCUUCGCCCUCUCGCUGCCGCCGGCUCCGUCCGCCAAGCGUGUCAUGGGCGUCUUCCGCGACUGGUUCAACAAGGCCGACCCCCCCGUGAGGGAAAUGUGCGACAGGGCGCUCGACUACUUCGCCUCCAAGCGCGGCUACGAGAUUGUCGACAUCAGCAUCCCCUUCCUCCCCGAGGCCCAGGUCGCCCACGCCGCUCUCUGCAUCAGCGAGAUGGCUGUAAAGAACCGCCGCAGGACGCCCAACCCGGCGGACAACCUGUCCCUGGCCGGCCCGGCCAACAGAGUCCUCCUCUCCAUCGGCGCCCAGGUGUCCGGCGGCGACUAUCUCAAGGCAAACUCCCUUCGCACCGUCUUGAUGAAUCAUCUAGCCUUUCUCUUCCAAAAGUACCCGGGCCUGUUGAUUAUGACGCCCGCGACGCCGCUGAUUGGAUGGCCGCGGUCGCCCGGUGACGACUCCUAUGGCAUGAGCGACACCAACAUCACCAUGAGAAACAUGUCGUACGUAUUCCUGGCCAAUAUGACAGGCACCCCUUCCCUCUCAGCGCCGGUAGGGUAUGUCGAUCCUGAGCAGGGUGAGGGGAAGUUGCCUGUCAGCUUGCUCGCCACGGGCGAGUGGGGGAGCGAAGAGCAGCUGUUGGCGUGGGCGCGGGAGGCCGAGGAGUAUUUACACGAGACGUACCCUGAGGGACGUAGACGGCCUGAUACAUGGGUGGAUGUGAUGGCAUUGGCUCAAGGCCAACAGUAA
Molecule: messenger RNA, 1767 nt
Organism: Trichoderma virens Gv29-8
Lineage: Eukaryota; Fungi; Ascomycota; Sordariomycetes; Hypocreales; Hypocreaceae
Exons: 5
Coding region: 1-1767 (588 amino acids)
Molecular function (GO): catalytic activity
Source: RefSeq, a predicted model, not a curated record